Messenger RNA from Dichomitus squalens LYAD-421 SS1, 1797 nucleotides. RefSeq lists its product as uncharacterized. The record is from RefSeq and is a predicted model, not a curated record. Bases 87 to 1373 code for a protein of 428 amino acids. The transcript has 2 exons. NCBI's taxonomy places the organism in Eukaryota, Fungi, Basidiomycota, Agaricomycetes, Polyporales, Polyporaceae.
GGGACCUCUACCCACUAUCUAUUCCCGCCCAACCUGUGGCCCGCACACCUUCCUUCUGCUUGUCUUUACAUCGGGCAUCGAGUACCAUGCGGCAUCUACUAUCACAAUCCUUCGUUUAUAUCCUCUUCACUGCAUUGAGGACGUCGCUUGCCUUGAACCGGACGAUCGAUGAUCAGCUUGGGGACGUCCAGACAGGGCUCCAACCCCUUUAUCGCCCAGAAGGGGCUUGGUCGCAAGGCGCAAAUUGCACUUUUUGCUUGGCUGUUGAAGGGCGAGUGGAUGUCAGCAGAGCAAUGAACGGGACUUGGCAUUCCGCUACUUACGAUCCUACCGGGGCAGACGCUUCGCCGCCCUCUGUUCAGGCGAACUUCACGGGACAUGCGGUAUACGUCUACGCGCUCCUCGCGAACAUCAUUCCGGCAGCUACAACACACACAAGCCUUUCCUUCUACAUCGAUGGCCAGUAUUCUGGUCAGUUUGUGCACAUCCCCAGUGCCGUCCCAUACCCUCAAGUCAUCGAGUAUGACGUCCUAGUCUAUUCGAACAACAAACUCUCCAACGUCGAGCACAGCAUCACGAUCGAGGCAUCCGGCACCGACUCGUCCCUCGUCCUAUUUGAUUACAUUAUGUACACGGAUAACUCUACGGCCUCGGACGUUGCUAUCAUGAUAGCUAAUCCCAGCACAUCCUCUCCUAUGAUGUCUUCGCAGUCCGCGACGUCAUCCUCCCGGAACAAGUCGCCUAUAGUUAUUGGUGUCGUCGUCGGCGUCAUAGUAGGAAUCGCCAGUGCUCUGAUCACCCUCGCCAUCGCAUUCCUUGUCAUUCGCAGGCGCCGGUCAGAUCUCCUACCGCGCUCUUGGAAGAGCAAGCGAUUUGUGCUUCCGGCAGUGAACGAUCGCCCUCCCUCUCUUCCUUCAUCCAUGCGACAUGCGUCCACGGAGUCCCUCAUCUCGGUCUCUCUUCCCACUCCGCGGACCGCAUCUCUCAUAGUCUCUUCGCUCAAUCAGAGUACGGAGGCGACGCACACUCGAGACUAUGGAGAAAUCACCUCAACCAGUCCUGACCCACCCGUGCCCAGGAAUGGCCGGGGCCGUGGUCCACCAAGACACCGCGUCGACGUCCCCGGCCCAGCCCUUUCCACCACCGGUACGGAGCAUUCCACUCGGCUCGCGGACCUCAUACAGCAGAUUCUCUCGGUGGAGGAAGAGAUACGCACGCAUCAAAACGCGAAGCAUAACGACGCCCCGAAGUACCGGCGGCCUGACGGUAGCACGUCGGUCGCUGACUUGCGAGGACGAAUACGCCAGCUGCGGGCAGAGGUGCAGAGGGAGAGGCUGCUGUUGAGCGAGGCCCUCCCAGUCGCGAAACGGUAAUGACAAUGGUGUCAAGCUAGGAUUGGUGUCAUGUCUAUGAGGGUUCCGCGACUGCGGGUUCUAUUCUCGUCCUGACGUGUCCAUAAGUCUUCAUUUUAUUAUCAUAAUGCACCUUGUCGACGCCAUGUUUACGCCGCACUGGAGGCUGAUGCGUUGUAUGUCGUCAGGCUUCCCUGUUCUGAAUGAAUUCAUUCUCUAGUCAUCGACAACACAAUACAUACGAAGGUCCUUAGUCUGGAAGCCCCAAGCAUGCAUUCAGCACAUCGUAUCUGACCCGAUAACGGUAUUGAGGACCGCAUUGCAUCCAACAGCCAUGGUGGGACAUUUGCAUUCAGUCCGCUUUGUUGCAUAGGUAGCUUCGAUCGCGUUGCCAAGUCUGACCGUCAUGUAUGAUGUGUAGACGAAGGACUAUAUUAUGAAAGUG